ACUGUUGUCGCGUCGCAGCAUUGGGCCUCACAUCCUCUCCGAAAUGGGUCCACGCAUGGCUGGAAGGAGUUUUGUCAAAUCUCUGAUAUUGAAGACUUCCUUGCGGAUAAUGAUCUUGCCAUAAUACAGUACAGCCUGACACGAUAUGGUCAGCUUGAGGGCUUCGCGUUGCCACAUACGUUGCAGAGCACUAGAGCAAUACAACGCAUGCCUCGGCUCACUGCCUCUCUCUUCGACGACGUGACUACGAGCGAUAUAUGUUUUGUUUUUGAAGAAUGUGGCACAAAUCCACGAUCAAUAAACGCACAUUCACAAAUACUGGCAAAAGCGUCCAGUUAUUUUGCGAGACUACUCAGUGCCAAUAAUGAGGAAACGUCAGAAAACGACGCUGUUGUCAAGCAAGAGACGGGCAAUGAUCCUCCAAGCUUAUAUUUAGCGGAAGAUGAAUCUGUGGCAUCCAUAUCUCAGCAAUCGUCAAUUAUCUCCUCUGGUUACGUUGCAAUACGCCACGCUAGUCACGUCAACGUAGAUAACCCCGGCCCGCGAAAACGGACGUUCUUUAUCAUUGAUACACCAUACGAGACCUACCGUGCCGUAUUGUUCUACUUGUACACUGGGUCUAUAGAGUUCGCGGCACCAAAGGUUGCACAUGCGACGGAGAACUCUGGUUCCGAUGAAAUGGCGGAUACGGACGAUGAACAGGGCGCUUUGUAUUGGAAUUUUGCGAACUACUAUGAAGCGCGGGAAUACGACAUGUCCCGAGGUGAACCAAAGUCUGUGUACGAGCUUGCGGAUAAAAUGGGCAUUCCAGAACUGAAGGAAGCAGCAGCCUUGUGCAUCCAGAAUUCCCUUACUCCAGAGAACGUCGUCGCUGAAUUAUUCUCGGACUUCACCGGCCGUCACCCUGAAUUCCAGGAACUACAAAUCAAGCACGUCAUCGAUCACUGGGACGAGAUCGCGACCACUUCAGCGAUGCAGGAAGUACUCGAGUCACCCAACCCGCGAACUGCGCAGAUCAUGCUUCGGUUGUUCGCAGGUUUGGGGAAGAAGUGA
Molecule: messenger RNA, 1053 nt
Organism: Punctularia strigosozonata HHB-11173 SS5
Lineage: Eukaryota; Fungi; Basidiomycota; Agaricomycetes; Corticiales; Punctulariaceae
Exons: 7
Coding region: 208-1053 (281 amino acids)
Biological process (GO): proteasome-mediated ubiquitin-dependent protein catabolic process; regulation of proteolysis
Cellular component (GO): cytoplasm
Molecular function (GO): ubiquitin protein ligase binding
Source: RefSeq, a predicted model, not a curated record